Messenger RNA from Ornithodoros turicata, 1104 nucleotides. RefSeq names its product peroxisome assembly protein 10-A-like. The record is from RefSeq and is a predicted model, not a curated record. NCBI's taxonomy places the organism in Eukaryota, Metazoa, Arthropoda, Arachnida, Ixodida, Argasidae. Gene Ontology annotation, molecular function: zinc ion binding. The transcript has a single exon. Gene Ontology annotation, biological process: protein import into peroxisome matrix. The coding region runs from base 125 to 934 and encodes 269 amino acids. Gene Ontology annotation, cellular component: peroxisomal membrane.
UUUCUAUUGUAAAAGCAUGUGUAAGAGAGACAAACAAGACGAUCAAAUGAGAUUAAUAUGACGACCUUUAGUGGGUCUUGUGAGUUGGUUCGAUCGCUUUUGUAGCAGUAAGACGCAGCACGACAUGGCACCGUUCAAUCCAGCGCUGCAGCCGGAGAUACUGCGUGCAUUUCAGAAGGAUGAACAGCACAUCACUGUGCUUCAAAAGCAAGUGUCCGAAGUUUCCCGUUUGAUUUUCGGUAUUCCAUGGUGGAUUCGCUGGAAGUCUGACGUUGAAGCGCUUUCAAAGUUACUCUAUUUUCUUGCGACAACUUUGAGUGGCCUACAAACACUCGGUGAAGAGUAUGUUCACGUGCUGCAAGUGACAUCGUCUCUGAAUGAGAUACCAUCGUUUGUGCAGAGACUUGCGGCAGCUUUGCUUCAGACUUUUGGGAGUCGUAUUGUGGGUAAAAUCGUAAACUCUGCGCGGACAGCGGGAUGUGACCACAAUAGUACACUCGAAAACGCUUUCGAAAAGUUUUCACGAUUGCAUCUCACGCUUUUCUACCUGUUUGGCGCUUACUAUACGCCUGCAAAACGGAUAACCGGAAUUAGGCACGUUUUGCUUAGAAAAUGGAUGGCUAAUGCCAAUGGUUCUUAUUACUACAAAAUACUUGGGUGGCUGUCAUUAGCAGAGCUUGCAGUUUCUAUUGCCUGUGACCUAAGAGCAGUAAAAUUACGACAGGCUUCCUGCAACUCUCCUACAACAAAAGUUUCCACAAAGUAUGGUUGCUCUAUGUGCAUGGGCCCAACAAAGGACACAACCUUGAUACCGUGUGGACAUGUUUACUGCUGGUUUUGCAUCGCAGAAUGGUUAAGCACGAACCCAGGUUGCCCACUUUGCCGAACAGCCUGUAAACCGCAAGAGAUGUGUGUUCUUAAUAAUGUGAAGUAACUGCACGUACUCUGUUACUGUUAUCCAGUGUUGUUGGUAUAUGAGUGGGAGGCACAGUUGCAUAUCGAAAUAUUUAUUUUUUAUAUUGUAAAAGUGAACACAGGGGUGUAAAUAAAGGGGAAAAAUGCAUAAAUAAAGCAAAUUUGAAAUUAAAGCUUCUCUACAAAUGU